AAUUUUAGUUUUAGUAAUCUUUAAAUAAUAGUAAGUUGUCGCAAACGCAUAAGUUUAUUUCUCCCUCGAAUAGUUGUAUAAUUUUUCAAUAAGAGACACUUUUGCGCCCAAUUUUUUAAUAAACAAACAAUUUUCCGUUUGUUUUUCCUCGUGUUGGCAGCAGCGAUUGUUUACUGUCACCUGUCAAGUGCACGUGUUUUUGAGGUUAUACAUUUCAAAAAUGUUACGCCGCCAAGCCCGCUUACGCCGGGAGUAUCUCUACCGCAAAACCGUCGAAGACCGGCAGAAAUCCAUCCAAGACAAGAAGAACCGCAUCAAGCGCAGUUUGGAAGAAAACAUCCCCAUCCAUGGGGACCUCCAAAAGAAAGCUCUCCACUACGCCAAGAAGCUUGAAUGGGAAGAUUCGGGGCCCGAAGCCGCCGUCCAACUCGGCGGUGAGAGUGGCGGGGCCCUCGCCAGCUCUAUCGACGACGAGUACAGAUACGCGGGGGUCGAAGACCCCAAAAUUGUCAUAACGACCAGUCGAGACCCCAGCUCGAGACUCAAAAUGUUCGUAAAGGAACUGCGACUGAUUUUUCCCAACGCACAAAGGAUGAAUCGGGGCAACUACGAGAUGAAACAGUUGAUACAUGCAUGUAGGGCCAACGACGUGACGGAUUUUAUUGUAGUGCAUGAGCACAGGGGGGUCCCGGAUAGUCUGGUCGUUUGCCAUUUGCCCUACGGCCCCACGGCUUAUUUCACAAUGUCGGAUGUUGUCAUGAGGCAUGAUAUCCCCGAUUUGGGGACCAUGUCGGAGCAGUACCCCCACUUAAUUUUUCAUAAUUUUAAAACAAAACUAGGGGAACGAGUCACGAAUAUUUUGAAGUACUUGUUUCCGGUGCCGAAGGAGGACUCCAAACGGAUAAUCACUUUCGCGAAUCAUGACGAUUAUAUCAGUUUUAGGCACCACACUUACAAAACAGUUGAUAAACAGAUUGAAUUGUCAGAAGUGGGGCCUCGAUUUCAGUUACGCCUAUAUGAAAUUAAAUUAGGGACUCUUGACAAUGCAGACGCUGCUGAUACAGAGUGGGCCCUAAGGCCCUACAUGAACACAACUGUGAAAAGGAGAUUUUUAAGUGAUGAAGACGGUUGGCUCCAGGAGGACACGAUUACCUCAUAAUAUUUAUUUGUAUAUUUUUUUAAUAAAUUAUGUUAUGAGAAUGUAGUGUUUUAUUUUCUUAU
Molecule: messenger RNA, 1221 nt
Organism: Tribolium madens (black flour beetle)
Lineage: Eukaryota; Metazoa; Arthropoda; Insecta; Coleoptera; Tenebrionidae
Product: U3 small nucleolar ribonucleoprotein protein IMP4
Exons: 2
Coding region: 221-1159 (312 amino acids)
Biological process (GO): rRNA processing
Cellular component (GO): nucleolus; Mpp10 complex; small-subunit processome
Molecular function (GO): rRNA primary transcript binding; snoRNA binding
Source: RefSeq, a predicted model, not a curated record